Molecule: messenger RNA, 1773 nt
Organism: Dentiscutata heterogama
Lineage: Eukaryota; Fungi; Glomeromycota; Glomeromycetes; Diversisporales; Gigasporaceae
Source: the annotation of a GenBank genome assembly
AUGUCUUUGAUAUUCUUAAAAUUUUCAUCGAUCCUAAUUCUACUUAUAUUUCCAAACUUUGUGAACUCUCUUUGGCCACUACCACAAUACUGGUCAAAGGGCACUUCACUUCUCCGUGUUUAUCCUACCUUUACCGUAAAAUAUGAUCCUAAAAUUUUAAAUUCAUACACAGAUCAAUUAAUAGAAUCUGCUAAAAAUCGGUUGCAAAUACUUUUGAAAAAGGAAAAAUAUUUUUCACCUAAUGUUAAAUUCCAAAUUCCAGAGGAUGGAGACGAUUCGAUAUUGACAUUGUCAUCCAUUAAGAUUGAAAUAACUGAUAAUCUUAAAAAAGAUCAGGAUGAUUCAGAAGAAGAGUAUAUUGAUUGGACUUAUAAUAAAGAGAUGAGUGAAGGAAUUCCGUUGGGAACAGAUGAGUCAUAUGAACUGAUAAUACCGGAAAAGAAAAACGACGAUGAAAAAGAAUUAAUAGCAUAUUUGAAGGCACCAACAGUUUAUGGAAUUUUACACGGUCUUACCACAUUUUCACAAUUAUUAUAUCACAACCGUAAUUAUGAAGGAUUAUUUCUUCCAUUUGCACCUCAUCACAUAGAUGAUUUUCCAAAAUUUAUGCAUCGAGGUCUCUUACUCGAUACUUCACGAAACUAUUACCCAAUUAAAGAAAUUCUUAAAACUUUGGACGUUAUGAGUUGGAAUAAAAUGAAUGUUUUUCAUUGGCAUAUUGUGGAUUCUACUAGUUGGCCAGUGGUUAGCGAAAAGUAUCCAGAAUUGAGUGAAAAAGGAGCGUAUGAUCCUAAGAAAAUGAUUUAUACAAAAAGAGAUAUCAGGAUCGUUGAUGAAUAUGCAAGGGCGAGAGGAAUCAGAGUUAUACCAGAGUUUGAUAUGCCAGGACAUACAUAUGCUAUAGCCGCAAGCAUGCCAGAAAUUAUGACGUGUAUAGAUAUGUAUCCGGAUUGGAAUAAGUAUUCUGCUGAACCACCAAGUGGUCAAUUGAACCCAGCCAUACCUGAAACCUAUACCUUCCUUAAUGAAUUGGUUCCUGAGAUAGCAUCCUACUUUACUGAUAAAUUUUAUCACACUGGCGGUGACGAAGUAAACAUAAACUGCUGGGAAACACUUGCCCAACAGGAUGACCUUACCACAGAAUCCUUGAUAGAUAAAUUUGUGACCAACCUCUAUACGAUACUAAAAAACGAAGGGAAGGUACCAAUGACAUGGCAAGAAAUGAUAACGGAACAUAACCUAGAGUUGCCAAAAGAUACGGUGGUCCAAGUAUGGACGGAUCACACGAUGGUGAAAAAGGUAGUGGAGAAAGGGUACAGAGUUGUGACUGGUAGUGGAGAUUAUUGGUACUUGGAUUGUGGACAUGGUGGAUGGCUUGGUAAUGAUGUUGAAGGGAAAAGUUGGUGUGAUCCAUAUAAAACAUGGCAACGGAUAUAUUCAUAUAAUCCCAUAAAAGGAUUAUCAGAUGAAGAAGCCAAAUUUGUUAUCGGAGGUGAAGUUCUUUUAUGGUCUGAGCAAUCCGAUCCAACAAAUUACGAACAACAAUUAUGGCCACGUUCUUCGGCCGCUGCAGAAGUUUUAUGGUCUGGCAUUGAGGAUGUUGAUGGGAAUAGACGAGUGCCAGAUAAUGAUGCAUUACAAAGAUUGAAUGAUUGGAGAUUUCGAAUGGUCGAACGAGGUAUAAAGGCCGAACCAUUACAGCCUUUAUGGUGUGUUCUUACUGGACGGUGCGAUAAAGCUGUAACAACGGAAGAAAUAAAUAAAGAAACAUGA